Acipenser ruthenus (sterlet) is the source of this 2253-nucleotide messenger RNA. RefSeq names its product programmed cell death protein 7-like. NCBI's taxonomy places the organism in Eukaryota, Metazoa, Chordata, Actinopteri, Acipenseriformes, Acipenseridae. Bases 212 to 2155 code for a protein of 647 amino acids. The record is from RefSeq and is a predicted model, not a curated record. The transcript has 5 exons.
CUCUGAUGUUGCUUAUCGAGUUUUAAAAAAUGCCUUUGUGCGGAAGUGUAGAACUAAGGGAAAGAGGAAACCGACUUAAAUGGGCGGAUGUGUCGGUUCUGUGAGACAGUACAACAUGCUGAAAAAAAGCACUUCAUGCGCUGUAGUAAACUCUGCACAUGAAAAUAUUUUAAAUCAGGAAGUCUAGACUUUGAAUUGGAAAGGCAAUGAAAUGGAAAGACCGGCGCCAUUUCAGCAAGAUCAGUAUUUUUCUGCAAGACCACCACAGCAACAACAGCCGCCACCGAAUCCGGAGUUUCCUAAUCAGGAAAGCGCCGCUCACUUCUUUAACUCAGGUACGAGGGGCGAUAUGCUCCCAAGAAACCGGACUUCGGCGGGGUUAGAUUUGUCUAUGCAUGGGGCAUUUCAGCGCUCUGAACUACAAAACCCUGGUGAAAUUCACGGCAGCGGCGCCGGCGGAUCUUUUUGGCCGAGGCAAGAUGUUUAUCGACAUCAGCAGCAGUUCCCCCAUAGAGACCCGCGAUUUACUCCUAAUGAGUCGGACAGGUCAGCCGCUUUACAGCCACUACCGUAUGGAUCACCGUUUUAUCACCAGCAAGGAGAUAACGCUUCGAACCCAGGUGCGCAUGGAACGAUUGAUUUAAGUAAAACAAUGCAUCCUGCUUUUUCAGAGAUUCCUGGCCAGUUAGGACCUGAUCAGAUGUCCCAAGGUGUCGGUAAAGCUCCACAAAUGGAAUUCAGUUACAGACAGCAGCCGCCUACAGUAUCAGGUUGUCAAGGCAAUCUGUGGCAACCAAAUAACAAUUAUUCUACUCAAAUGCAGACGCAGUUUGGUGACCCACGUUAUAACAGAGCUCAUCGAGACGAUCCCAGUUCUUACGGUAACACUGGUCCAUUUCACAGCCAGUCCGGUCCUGCCAUUCCUAAUAAUUCUAAUUAUCAGAGACAUCAUCACCCCGAAGCUUCCCAGUAUAACUUUUCUGAAAGCACAUUAUCAGAACAUCACAGAGGGCAACAGGAAAUGCAUUGCCAUUGGAAAGAAACGUCAACGACCUCUCGCCACCAGAAAGACUUUGUUGCGCAGCCAGAUUCGGAAGCCAGACAGGCGCAACAGGACCAGCAAUGGAUUGCAAAGUUUUUGUCCAAAAGAAAGAGAAAAGUAUCAAAGGAGUCAUGCCCCAAACAGUCAGAGCGUACCCCGUUGGUAAGCGAGGUCCGCGACGCGGUGUAUAGCGCGGCUCGUUUGGUGUCGGAAUUGACUCGGAUGUGUCAGGUUCUAAAGCAGAACGUAGAAAAUGAGAGCCUUUGGUCUGAGUCCUAUGUGAAAGCACUGGCGGUCAAGAAGGAACUCCAGGAGAAAUUAAAGACUCUAGAUGACCCUGUGUAUAUCGAGGACGUUAAAAAGAAGCUGGCCAGGAUCCGCAAGAAAAGGUCAAGGCUUCAGAGGAAGAAACGGGAACAGGCUCUGGAGAAACAGGAGGAAGAAGCCAGGGCAGCCGAGAGGGAGGCGCAGAUUGACAAGUGGAGGAUGAAAUGCGUCCAGCAAGUUGAAGAAAAGAAACGGGAGCAGGAACUGAAAGCUGCUGCCGACAGCGUGCUGUCUGAAGUGAGGAAGAAACAGGCCGACUCUAAAAGGAUGAUGGACAUUCUCCGCUCCCUGGAGAAGCUGCGCAAACUGAGGAAGGAGGCGGUCGCUAGAAAGGGAAUACACCCAGAAGCAACAGCAGACGAAGCCUUUGAGCAGCAGGUGGCUGUGCUAAGGAAAGUGAUUGUGAAGCGCACUGUCGUGUACGACGCUGAAGAGAAGGCUUUGAGAGUCAUGCUGGAGGGAGAGCAAGAAGAGGAGCGAAAGAGAGAGCUGGAGAGAAAACACAAGAAAGAAAGAGAGAAAGUGCUGCAGAGAAAGCGCCACGUCGAGUCCAUGCUGUUUGGAAAUUCAGCUGAAAUGCAUCCAGAGCACCCUCUUCGACCUUUCAGACAUUACUACUUACAAGCUGAGCAUUCCUUACAUGCUCUCAUGCAGAUCAGGAGGGACUGGGAGUGUUUCUUGGUACCUGCAGAUCACCCGGAUGGCAGCUUCAUUCCUCAAGGCUGGGUUCUUCCAGUGCCUCCCUCUAACGAUGUGUGGGCCACUGCCCUCGAAAAACCGGACUAGUCUGUCCACUCAGGGCAGCUGCAUAGACUGUGGGAACAAACAGUACCACUGGGGAUGUAGAACCUUUUCAAUAAAAGACAAUAAACUUGACCACAAAA